AUGGCAUUAAAUUUCCAAAAACAAACGACUGGGACUCCGUUACAUACGAAUUCACCAUCUCCAGAUUCUCGAUCGCAAGAUAUGCUUACGAAAUUAUCAUCACAGCCUCUUUUUAUCGCUCACGAAAAUAGCAUUUCUACCACUCUAUCCUUAACAAUAUCUCCCACACCUACAUCCUGCGAAAAUAACGGUUCUACUUUUCUACCGUCGGAAUCAUUAAAUCAAAACUCUCUUUUUAUUCGUGAUAGUAUUUCUGAUAAUAUUCCUGAUAGUAUUUCUGAUAAUAUUCCUGAUAAGAUUCCUAGUCUGUCAACAUCCACUGACGAUAUCAUUAAUUUCCCUGCUGAUGGACAACGUCCAGGAAGCUCACCCUUUAUUAACCAGAAGAAUUUAAAAAAAUUAAAACCAGAAAUCAAAAACCAUUUAUACUCAUCCAGUUCAUCCAUUUCUCAACCUUCCUUACCCCCUACGAUAACGGAUAGCAGAGGCGAUUUACCUUUGCCAGUCGAUCCACCAGAAAUGGUUGGAAUAAUAAUCGCUGCCGUAAUAGCAACAAUAGUUGUUGUUUUAAUAAUAAAAAGAAUCACAUUUGGCAAAAUAUUUGGUAACGAUUAUGUUAUCAGUAACGGACUUGAUGAAAAUAAUGAUCCUUUAUUCGAUCGUCAUGAUUUAGAUAUAAUUAAUCUGCAGCAAAAUCCAGACUUUUACUCAGAAUGGGGUGAAACCCCACGAUUCUUUGGUACUCUGAAAAGAUGGAUCAAUAAACUUUUUAAUCGAGGGAAUAAUAGGGCUAAAUUAAAUAAAUUAACAUCAAGUGUUAAUAUGGACAUUACAAAUAGGCUUGAUAAGAAAAAAUGUAGUGUUUAUAGGGAAAGUGAAACAAUGGAAGAUAGUGGGGUUGGGGCUUCUAGUGUGUGUGAAACUGAAAUAUCUUUUCCGGAUAUACAUUCUCAUGUUUUAAAUUGGGACGAAUAUAUAUUGUAA
Messenger RNA from Racocetra fulgida, 984 nucleotides. NCBI's taxonomy places the organism in Eukaryota, Fungi, Glomeromycota, Glomeromycetes, Diversisporales, Gigasporaceae. The record is from the annotation of a GenBank genome assembly.